This is a messenger RNA of Drosophila nasuta, 1390 nucleotides long. It is a transcript of the gene Ass, whose product is annotated as argininosuccinate synthase. Gene Ontology annotation, cellular component: cytoplasm. The record is from RefSeq and is a predicted model, not a curated record. Gene Ontology annotation, molecular function: ATP binding; argininosuccinate synthase activity. Gene Ontology annotation, biological process: urea cycle; L-arginine biosynthetic process. NCBI's taxonomy places the organism in Eukaryota, Metazoa, Arthropoda, Insecta, Diptera, Drosophilidae. Bases 59 to 1309 code for a protein of 416 amino acids. The transcript is spliced from 3 exons.
CUCAGUUUUCUAAUUCGCAGCGUAGAGUGAGCAACACAAGCGGCGGAUACUUGCUGAAAUGGUAGUUGAGAAGGUUGUCUUGGCAUAUUCUGGUGGCUUGGACACGAGCUGCAUACUCAAGUGGCUGCUGGAGCAACAUUAUGAGGUCAUAUGCGUGAUGGCUGAUGUUGGCCAAAAGGAGGAUUUUGAGGCAGCCCGUCAAAAGGCGCUCAAGAUAGGUGCCAAACAAGUAGUUGUUGCUGAUGUCAAACAAAGCUUUGUCCAGCACUAUAUUUGGCCGGCGAUCCAAAUGGGUCUUAUCUACGAAGAACGUUAUCUGCUUGGCACCUCCUUAGCCCGACCGUGCAUCAGUGUUGCCCUAGUGGAAGCCGCAAGAGAGCACGGAGCAAAGUACUUGGCGCAUGGCGCAACUGGCAAGGGCAACGAUCAGGUGCGCUUUGAGCUCUCUGCUUAUGCGCUGCAGCCAGAUCUCAAGAUUAUUGCACCUUGGCGCGAUGUGGAAUUUUGUCGACGCUUUCAAGGUCGUCUGGAUCUUAUUACCUAUGCAAAAGCUCAUGACAUUGAGGUGACAGCGAAGCCAUCCACACCCUGGAGCACUGACGCCAACAUACUGCACAUAAGCUACGAGUCGGGUGUACUAGAAGAUCCCAACACUGUCGCUCCUAGCAGUCUAUACGAGCUUACACUGCAUCCGCUCACCCAAGCGCCACAGACUUCCACUCGCGUGUGCAUCCAUUUUGAACACGGUCUGCCAACGACCGUCAAGGAUGUGGCAAGUGGGCGAGAGUACAAUACUCCACUGGAUAUGCUCACAUUUCUAAAUGAGCUGGGCGGCAAGUAUGGCAUUGGACGGAUUGAUAUUGUCGAGAACCGAUAUGUAGGACUGAAAUCUCGCGGUGUCUACGAGACUCCCGGUGGCACAAUUCUCUACGCCGCGCAUCAAGACCUGGAGGUAUUUUCUCUAGAUCGCGAGGUACUGCGUACAAAGCAACUAUUACGCGAUCGCAUGUCCGACUAUGUGUACAAUGGCUUCUGGUUCAGUCCAGAGGCGCUCUACGUACGACGCUGCAUUGAGUUGGCGGAGGAGCAGGUCACUGGUCAGGUGACCAUUGAGUUAUCGCCCGGAUACUGUCGUGCCAUUGCUCGCAAAGCCAACGAUUCAGCGGGUGCGCUCUACAACAAGCAACUGGUCUCAAUGGAUGAGCAUGGUGGCUAUGUGCCACAGGAUGCUGGAGGAUUCAUAGCCAUCAAUGCAGUGCGCAUCCGCGAGCACGUGCGUGCCUUCGGAGCCUAUUCCACGGACAAGUAGCUGGCAAUUAAAUUACUUAAUAAAUGCAUUAUUCUGUUAUGCCACCUCUAUUUUCUAUUCUUUUUUCACUCACAACUCAAU